Messenger RNA from Penicillium macrosclerotiorum, 1065 nucleotides. RefSeq names its product GTPase GPN2. The coding region runs from base 1 to 1065 and encodes 354 amino acids. The record is from RefSeq and is a predicted model, not a curated record. Gene Ontology annotation, cellular component: cytoplasm. NCBI's taxonomy places the organism in Eukaryota, Fungi, Ascomycota, Eurotiomycetes, Eurotiales, Aspergillaceae. Gene Ontology annotation, molecular function: GTPase activity. The transcript has 3 exons.
AUGCCCUUCGCGCAGCUGGUUAUUGGCCCUCCUGGCGCGGGCAAGUCUACCUAUUGCAAUGGCAUGCACCAGUUCCUGGGUGCCAUCGGCCGGAAAUGCUCCGUCGUCAACCUGGACCCCGCCAACGACAAGACCUCCUACCCGUGCGCGCUGGACGUGCGCGACCUGGUAACCCUGGAGGAGAUUAUGGACGAAGAUAAGCUAGGGCCGAAUGGAGCGACAUUAUAUGCGUUGGAAGAGCUAGAAGAGAACUAUUCGUGGUUGGAAGAAGGGCUGAAGGAGCUAGGAGAUGACUACGUCUUAUUUGACUGCCCCGGUCAAGUCGAGCUCUUCACGCACCAUUCAUCAUUACGGAAUAUCUUCUUCCAGAUUCAAAAGCUGGGCUACCGGUUAAUCGUCAUCCACCUCAUUGAUUCGUACACCCUCACCCUUCCCUCAAUGUACAUUUCCGCGCUCCUCCUCUCUCUCCGCGCAAUGCUGCAACUCGACCUACCGCACCUGAACGUGCUCACCAAAAUUGACAACCUCUCCAACUACACCAACCUCCCUUUCAACCUAGACUUCUACACAGAAGUUCAAGAUCUAAAUUACCUCCUCCCCCACCUGGAAGCCGAGUCCUCGCGUCUGGCAAACACCAAAUUCAGCGCCCUGAACACCGCGAUCAUCGAUCUGGUCGAGGAGUUCGGACUCGUCGCGUUCGAGACGCUGGCCGUCGAGGACAAGAAAAGCAUGAUGACCUUGCUGCGGGCGAUCGACCGCGCCUCAGGAUACGCCUUUGGCCCCGCCGAGGGCGCCAACGACACCGUUUGGCAGGUCGCCGUGCGAGAAGGAAUGGGCAUCACGGAUGUACGGGACGUGCAGGAGCGCUGGAUCGACUCGAAGGAUGAGUACGAUGCUAUGGAGCGAGCGGAGCUCGAGGAGGAGGCGAGGAUGCGAGAUGCGGCGAGUCAAGCUGCAAUGGGGGUGGAUCCUGGAAAUGCAGACGAGGACGCCGACGAUGAAGAAUGGGCUAAGUGGGACGGACCGCUGCCGGAUAGCGGGGUGACUGUGAAACGCAAGUCAUGA